Molecule: messenger RNA, 1653 nt
Organism: Ogataea philodendri
Lineage: Eukaryota; Fungi; Ascomycota; Pichiomycetes; Pichiales; Pichiaceae
Exons: 1
Coding region: 1-1653 (550 amino acids)
Biological process (GO): protein N-linked glycosylation
Cellular component (GO): endoplasmic reticulum membrane
Molecular function (GO): alpha-1,6-mannosyltransferase activity
Source: RefSeq, a predicted model, not a curated record
AUGAAAGUGAGAUUGAAAAUCAUAGAUGCUCUUUUCCUUGGACUCAUACUUUAUCACCUGCUGAUUUCCCCGUAUACAAAAGUGGAAGAAUCGUUUAACCUUCAAGCCAUUCACGACUUGCUCAAUUAUGGGUUAACAGAUCACAGCAAAUUUGAUCAUAAAGCAUUUCCAGGGGCAGUAAAGAGAUCCUUCACCGGUUCUCUAAUUAUUUACAUGAUCCUCAAUCCGCUUCGAACGAUAAUUGACAGGGGUUUUCAGCUAUUACCCGAGUCUUUCUUCAUUUACAAGAUGACUCAAAUGAAAUAUCAGCUUUCAGCAAGGAUUCUUCUUGGAUUGUUCAACUGGCUUGCUUUUCUUGACUUGAAGUACUCUGUGAAAAGAACUUCACUUAAAAAUAGAAGGCAGGAGGUCCAGCGGACCGAAUUUUGGUUUUCGCUCGUUCAAUUCACCCAGUUUCACAUCCCUUAUUAUGCAUCAAGGACCCUUCCAAACUUUAUGGCUCUCCCUAUUGUCAAUUUUGGGUUAGCUCAAAUCAUCAAAGGUAAAGUAUUAAUGGGUAUCUCUCUCCUACUUGCGACAGGUAUAGUUAUGAGGGUCGAAAUUCUCGCAUUCUCGGCUAUCAUCUAUUUGAUUGCUUUGGCUCAAAAUCAGAUCACUUUUAGGCGUUCAAUCACAGCUUUAUUUCUGGUAUCCUUCUGUGCAUCGUUUACUACUAUAUUGGUUGAUUCCUAUUUCUGGGAGGAAUGGUCUUUCCCGGAAUUCGAAUCAUUUGUCUUCAAUGUGCUACACGGAAAUGCAAGUAAUUGGGGUAUGGAGCCCUUGCAUGCUUAUUUUACAAAAUAUCUUCGCAAAAUCUAUCUUCUACCUCUUGUCCCAAUAAUUGCUUGCGUUGAAGCAGUAUCGAAAUCAAACGAGUCAAGAUCUCAAAAAAUCCACUUGGUCUCACUAUCGUCGAUUGCAUUUGUCUUGAUGAUGUCAAUGCAAAAGCACAAAGAAUGGAGAUUUAUUGUAUAUGCCAUUCCUGGCAUAAAUUUAUCGGCUGCCCAAUUCCUAGCAGGUAUCAAAGUGACAAAACUAUAUCAGUGGCUAAUAGUCAUAGCUGUUUACCUUACAAGUAUGUUGUCAUUGAUAGCUAGCUUGUUUUUUGGUUAUGUGUCCAGCUUCAACUAUCCUGGGGGGGUUGCUAUGCAACUUCUGAACCAGCAUAUCCUUACCGACACGACAGUUCUCUCGAACAAUACGACAGUAAGAGUUCAUUUUGAUCCCACAUCUUGUAUGUCCGGUGUAAGUUUGUUUGGUGAGCUUGAGCUAGAGAACGUUUAUUAUGACAAAACGGAAACUCUAGAAAAUCUAAUUGAUAGAAACUUUUGGACAAGCUUCGACUAUGUUAUAACUCAUUGCGAUAACGAAAAACAGUUUGAUUGCAGAAGAGAGAAGUCAAAUGAUCAUGGUAUAUGGUCUGAAAUCGAGGCGGUCUCGGAAUUUGAUGGGGUUGAUUUACACAAGGUGAUUAAAGAUUUACCGAGAACGUUAUUCUUUGCGUGGAAACAUAUUAGCAUAAGACAAACCGCACAACCAGUCUUGCAAACAAUGAGGACUUAUGUGAAGACUAAGCCGUGUUUGUAUCUAUUUAAGAGAUCAAUGCCGGGUUAG